UUGUCAUUCCGAGCACCAGCUGGGAAGAGCGGCACAGCUUCAUGCAGCCUGCCUGAUGCUGAUGCUGCUUGCGAAGAGGCUCUGAGGAGAGACGGAGGCUGCUCGGCUCUGGGCAGCGGCAGGGGCAACCAAGCCCCGGGCUGGGCGAAAAGAAGCCUCCUCCUCUGAGUCCCCGCUUGGGCGGAGGCAACGAGAGAGCUUUGCUCCAGUGGGGAGCGGCGGUGGCGCCUGGAGCCCAGCAGAGGCAAGAGAGCUUCCUCAGGGAGAAUCAGGAUCAGAGUAAGGGAAGGCCACACAGCAACUGGGGACCGAGAUCCAGUGUAGUUCGCUUUCUUGAUUGGAUAUUCUCCUUUUUCCACUGUGGAUGUUUGAUCCAACUGCUCCAGCAAAAAAGAGAGUGCACAUGGUACUUUGGAAAGUGUAAGGAUACCAGUUGCAACCCCCCAGUGCCAUGGUUUGCACAGAUUGGCCUUCUGAGGGUGCAAGGCUGAAGCAAGAAAGCUCUGUUUGCUGGUUAGGCAGAAAUACCAUUGAGAAGAGUACUUGAGAUAAACGGGAGGAUUGUUCAUCACUAUCAUGAAGAAAAGUAGGAGUGUGAUGACUGUCACCACAGACAGUAAUGCUAAAGAUUAUUUAGAAUGUAGCCUCAGCAAGUCUUACAGUGCAUCUAGUAAUACCCUUGGCAUAGAUCUUUGGAGAGGAAGAAGAUGCUGCUCUGGUAACUUGCAGUUACCGCCAUUGUCCCAGAGACAGAGUGAGAGAGCAAGAACACCAGACAGAGAGAAUAUUUCCAGACCCACAACUUUGCCUCUACUGACCCUUCCCAGCAUUGCCAUUACCACUUACCAGGACAGUUUUGAUGUGGAAAAUGGCCCAUCACCAGGACGUAGCCCUCUGGACGCUCAGGCUGGUUCUUCUUCAGGACUUGUGCUACAUACCACUUUUCCAGGGCACAGCCAGCGACGAGAGUCAUUUCUUUAUAGAUCAGACAGUGACUAUGACCUGUCACCAAAGACCAUGUCCAGGAAUUCAUCUCUUCCAAGUGAACAACAUGGAGAUGACCUGAUUGUUACACCUUUUGCACAGGUCUUAGCAAGUUUGAGAAGUGUGAGAAAUAACUUUACGUUAUUGACAAAUCUGCAGGGAACAUCCAGCAAGCGAUCACCAGCAACAAAUCAGCCACCAGUCUCCAGGAUGAACUUACAAGAAGAAUCUUAUCAAAAAUUAGCAAUGGAAACUUUGGAGGAAUUGGACUGGUGUUUAGACCAACUUGAAACUAUUCAGACCUACAGAUCUGUUAGUGAGAUGGCAUCUAACAAGUUCAAAAGAAUGUUGAACCGGGAGCUGACACACCUUUCGGAAAUGAGCCGAUCGGGGAACCAAGUGUCUGAAUAUAUUUCAAAUACUUUCCUAGACAAGCAGAAUGAUGUGGAGAUUCCCUCUCCCACACAGAAGGACAGAGAGAAAAAGAAAAAGCAGCAGCUUAUGACACAGAUCAGUGGUGUGAAAAAGCUGAUGCAUAGUUCAAGCUUGAACAAUACUAGUAUUUCAAGAUUUGGUGUGAAAACAGAAAGGGAAGACCAUCUAGCAAAGGAACUGGAGGAUCUGAAUAAAUGGGGUCUGAACAUAUUUAAUGUUGCAAGAUACUCACACAGUAGACCUCUCACGUGCAUUAUGUAUGCCAUUUUCCAGGAGAGAGAUCUACUGAAGACAUUCAAAAUAUCAUCAGAUACCUUUAUAGCUUAUAUGAUGACUUUGGAAGACCACUACCAUUCCGACGUAGCCUAUCACAACAGUCUCCAUGCAGCUGAUGUAGCCCAGUCAACACAUGUUCUUCUUUCCACUCCAGCCCUGGAUGCUGUCUUCACUGAUCUGGAAAUUCUCGCAGCAAUUUUUGCAGCAGCAAUUCAUGAUGUGGAUCACCCUGGUGUCUCCAACCAGUUUCUUAUUAACACAAAUUCUGAACUAGCUCUAAUGUACAAUGAUGAAUCUGUGUUGGAAAAUCACCACCUUGCUGUGGGUUUUAAGCUGCUACAAGAAGAGCAUUGUGACAUCUUCCAGAACUUGACCAAAAAACAGCGUCAAACUCUCAGGAAAAUGGUGAUCGACAUGGUCCUGGCAACAGACAUGUCGAAACAUAUGUCCCUUCUGGCUGACUUAAAGACUAUGGUGGAAACUAAAAAAGUGACAAGUUCUGGAGUUCUCCUUCUAGAUAACUAUACAGACAGAAUACAGGUUCUCCGAAAUAUGGUUCAUUGUGCUGAUUUAAGUAAUCCCACAAAAUCCCUCGAACUCUAUCGGCAAUGGACAGACAGAAUCAUGGAGGAGUUUUUUCAGCAGGGAGACAAAGAACGGGAAAGAGGAAUGGAAAUCAGCCCAAUGUGUGACAAGCACACAGCAUCUGUAGAGAAGUCACAGGUUGGCUUCAUUGAUUAUAUUGUCCACCCUCUUUGGGAGACAUGGGCAGACCUUGUGCAGCCUGAUGCCCAAGACAUCCUGGAUACCCUAGAAGAUAACAGGAAUUGGUACCAAAGUAUGAUCCCUCAGAGCCCCUCCCCACCUCUUGAUGAAUGCAACAGAGACUGCCAGGGCCUGAUGGAGAAGUUCCAGUUUGAGCUUACCCUUGAAGAAGAGGAUUCUGAUGGGCCUGAAAAGGGGAGUGAUGGUAUCAGCUAUUUCAGCAGUACAAAGACACUCUGUGUGAUUGACCCAGGAAAAAGGGAUUCCCAAAGGGAAGCUAAUAUAGCAAUUGUGACAGAAGAUACAUCACCUGUUGAUACCUAAAGUACUGUAUCUGUCUGUAUAGGCAAAUUGAAAUACUUCAUGCACAUGCAGGUUGUCUUGCAGAUUAGCCUGCUAUCUAGGUCUUAGGCCAGCAUCUUGGCUAAAAGGCCUUUCCAGCUACUUGAGAUUGGAGUCAGGGUGAAAGAGCGUGUAGUGACUGCUCAGGAAAUGAACAGGUGGUUUUUAUUGCAGCUUAAGCUUUGUCAGCCAAAAAAAAAAAAUUGUGGUCUGGAGCCAUUGUGAAUUGUUACUGAACAAGCCUGAUAGUGAAUGACACACAACGGAAAUAUUUUUUGUUCUUAAGAGCUUUUGAAAUCUAGACAGGCCUGACAGCUAGAACUACUGAUUAGUAACACUGCAUUUAAAACUUGUCCACCUGUCUGCCAACCCGUGUGCCUUUUUUAUAAACACUUUCACGUCUUUUCAAGAGACAUACUAAAUACGUAACAAAACGUGUUUGAUAUUGAUGUACAAUUUUUUUAUUAUUCCUGUUUUAAAGAAAGCGGUCUUCCUUUUUAUGGGCAAUACUUGUUACUUUAUGGCAGUUUAAUCACUUUAACUAGCUAAUUAAAGCAGGGUGCCCCUCCGCGUUGCAUUGCACAACACUGGUCACUUUCUCAAUCCUGCAAAAGCUUGUGUAUCUCCUCCAUUUGCUCCCAACUGAAAACAGUAUUUUUCACUCAACUGUUCUUGACCUUUGUUGUACACAAGACAAACGACAGCUUUCUGUUUUCACAACACAAUACAGCACAUGUAAAAACCAGCAUACAGAGGUAGCAUGACGUGCAUUCUCCCUUCAUUGGUUUCUUUACUGAGUGGAAGUUGCACGCUUGGUCCUUUGUGUUGUCUUUUCUCCCAUAGUUCAUGUCCACUAGGAUUAGUGUCUCUUCUUUUCUCCUGCACUUGCCUUGAGCUCUAACACGUCCAUUACUGUUUAUAACAGUGUAUUUAUUACUUAAUGUAUAUAAUGUAAUGUUUUGUAAGUAUUAAUUUAUAUAAAUUAACAUUGCCUGUCAGUGGUGAUGUUAUUUCUGUAGAAGACUCAUAAGAGUUGCCUUUCUUGUAACCUUUUGUAUUGCAUAAAAUAGAAGAACCUGAACAUAGCUGAAAAGAGACAUAUGGAACUCAGAAAGGGCAUUCAGGUGGCAUUGGCUGAAACGAGUUUCAUUUUCACCAAGAUUUAGGAAAUCAUCCUUACUAGUGACUGAGAAAGGUUUAGAACUAUCUAUUCAGAUUAUGUGAAACUACUGAAACUUCAAAAAGGAAACCCCCAGCAAAUGCCACAAAAUGUUAAGUGUCACUUUCCGAUUUAUGAACAAACCAAUGUGAAUUUCUAUGACAAAAUGUGAACUGAUGUUAUAAUUGUGCUGUGAAACUUCUUCCAACGAAGCUUGUUAGGCAUGUAUACAGUGCCAAUCUCAGUUCGUAAAACUACGUUUCAAGCUUUCAGUCCAACUCGUGACUCACUUGUGAUGAAAAUAGCACAAUUGUGCAUGAUCAAUGGGUUUGUAUGUCUAUUGAACACUGCAUUGUUCUAGGUGGUUAUUUUAUUGUUUCAAAGUUUCAAACAAUGUAUGUUGUUAUAGUAUUAUAUAUUGUGUUCAGGUGCAUUCUUAAGAGAUUUUUAUAUGAAGUGAAUAAAUGAAAGCAUGACCUAGAA
This is a messenger RNA of Hemicordylus capensis (graceful crag lizard), 4444 nucleotides long. It is a transcript of the gene PDE4B, whose product is annotated as phosphodiesterase 4B. The record is from RefSeq and is a predicted model, not a curated record. Gene Ontology annotation, biological process: signal transduction. The coding region runs from base 577 to 2784 and encodes 735 amino acids. Gene Ontology annotation, molecular function: transmembrane transporter binding; 3',5'-cyclic-AMP phosphodiesterase activity. Lineage: Eukaryota; Metazoa; Chordata; Lepidosauria; Squamata; Cordylidae. Gene Ontology annotation, cellular component: perinuclear region of cytoplasm; nucleus; cytosol. The transcript has 20 exons.